AUGUUGCCGAAAUUGAGUCGACGAGUUAUACGUUACAGUAAACGAGCUAUUAUGGGUGCGGCAUUUUUUUUCACGGAUGAACAAGAAAUUAACCGACGAAGUAGUAUAGCUGGAGCAUCCUAUAAUUUAAUUAAUUCAAUAGUUGGAUCUGGUGUUAUCGGUAUGAGUUAUUCUUUUCGACAAUCGGGUUAUUUUGCUGGAACUUUAUUACUUGUUAUAGUAGCUAUUUUAACUGAUUAUUCAACAACAAUUUUACUUCAUUCUGGUCACAUGGCAAAAGCAACAACAUAUCAAGAACUUGUUUAUAUUGUACUUGGAAAGUCUGGUUUUUUAUGGCUUUCAUUAGUGCAAUUUCUUUAUCCAUUUAUUUGUCUUAUUUCAUAUAAUAUAAUUAUUGGUGAUACAAUAACUAAAGUUCUUCAUCGUUUAUGGCCAACAAUACCAUAUCUAUUUCAAAAUCGAUAUAUUAUUAUUUUUCUUUGUUCUUGUUGUGUUACUUUACCAUUAUCUCUUUAUCGAAAUAUAGCUAAAUUAUCUCAAAUAUCACUUACAGGUCUUAUACUUGUUUUAACAACUGUAUUAAUAUUAAUAAAACGUGGUUAUGAUACUAUACCAUUUAUAUCACCAGAAAUUCGUGAUGUUCGUCCUGUGAAUACAAAUAUAGCUGAAAGUAUUGGUGUAAUGGCAUUUGCAUUCAUGUGUCAACAUAAUUCAUUUUUGAUAUAUCAUUCAAUGAAUGAAAAAACUCUUCCACGAUGGCGAAUUGUUACAUUAAUAACAUCAAUAGUUGCAUUUAUUUUUGCUGUUACAUAUGCUCUUACAGGUUAUAUUGUAUUUGGUCAACAAACUGAAGGUGAUCUUCUGGAAAAUUAUUGUCAUUGGGAUACACUUAUUAAUAUUGCUCGACUUAUUUAUGCUAUAAAUAUAAUGCUGACAUUUCCAUUGGAAUGUCUUGUUUGUCGUCAAGUAAUAGAAAUUGUUUGUAGUAAAUGGAUAAAUUUAAGUUCAGAUCGUAGUCAUUAUAUGAUUACAAUUUUAAUUGUUACUGCAAGUGUGAUAUUAUCAUUAACUACAGAUUGUCUUGGAAUUGUUCUUGAACUCAAUGGAUUAUUAGUUGCAUCAUCUCUUGCUUAUAUUUUACCAGCUUUGUGUUAUUUAAAAUUAAAACCACAUUCAUCUCAAAUUUUAUGUGAUAAUAUUUGUCCAUAUAUUUUACUGAUAAUUGGUAUAUUACUCACAAUAUCUGGUUUUGUUCUUCCUCUAAGACAUGCAUUACAAGAAGGUUAUUAUUGUCAACAUGGUAUUGAACCUUUUUAUUGCACAAGUAUGUUUUCACAAACAAUAAAUCAUACAACGAUCAAAAUUAAAGUAUAA
Rotaria sordida is the source of this 1374-nucleotide messenger RNA. Lineage: Eukaryota; Metazoa; Rotifera; Eurotatoria; Philodinida; Philodinidae. The record is from the annotation of a GenBank genome assembly.